AUGUUUGAAGCUGCAGCUCGUCUCCAGGCCCACAACCAGGAAAUGGUUAAGUGCCUCAGCACCUUGAGGGAACAGCGCCAAAAGUUAGCCGAUAAAGUCGUUAGCCAGGAGCAGUCUCGUGCCCUUUUGGAAGGAGAGAUUGCUGCUUUGCGGCAGCAACUGGCCGUCCUGGACGAGCAGUUGGAAAAGAAUCGUAAAAAAUUGACGGAUCAGGAACUAAAACUGAUGGAUGCUGAAUCCGGCUAUAAUAAAGUUGUCGAUACGAUGCAGAUCCUGUUGAUGUCGGUUCGGAAAGAUGAAAAGGAACUUUUGAAAGCGGAGGACGAAGAUGGCAAAAAAGGAGUAAAAAAAGUCGGAUAG
This is a messenger RNA of Uranotaenia lowii, 360 nucleotides long. RefSeq lists its product as uncharacterized. The record is from RefSeq and is a predicted model, not a curated record. The transcript has a single exon. Gene Ontology annotation, cellular component: ciliary basal body; centrosome. Bases 1 to 360 code for a protein of 119 amino acids. NCBI's taxonomy places the organism in Eukaryota, Metazoa, Arthropoda, Insecta, Diptera, Culicidae.